Messenger RNA from Tuber aestivum (summer truffle), 1011 nucleotides. The record is from the annotation of a GenBank genome assembly. NCBI's taxonomy places the organism in Eukaryota, Fungi, Ascomycota, Pezizomycetes, Pezizales, Tuberaceae.
ACGCACAACUCACUUGAGCUUUGGCUCCACUCACUCACUUUCUCCCUAGAUCCUUAAUCUGCACCGCCUUCCGCGGCCAGGAGUCAGUACUUCGCUCUAUUAAUCGACGCAUCGGGUAACCACCGUAGCGUCCUGUCGCAGAUUCGCGCAAUGCCUGCAGAUGUUUUGAAAUCGGGGCCUGGUAACUCAGACCCGUUGCAGGAAUCUGAAGAAGAGCUUCGCGAGUAUGUCAAGAUUAUACAACUGCGCGAUCAAAUCCGCGAUGGUAUACAUCCUAGAUUUAAACCAGCAAAUCGUCCAAGAUCUUCGCAAUCAACGACUCCUCAGCUUCUACAAAAAGUUCCGUCCGCCUCAUCUGAUGGAGCUCAACCUUCUCAAGCGCCGGGGCCACAAGCUCCUCAGUGUACAGACCUUAAAAUCAACAAUGUCCUUUUGACAAAACCUGAUGUUUUAGUCAAGGCCUCGGAGUUAAAGUUGAAGAGGGAAAAGAUUGAAAAAGAACUACGUGAACGAAAGCUUGAGAUGGAAGCCAAGGCUUGGACCGGUGCUGAGCCUGUUGAACACAUUGACUUAUGGGAUUCGAGUACCGAUGUGUUUUCUGACCAACUGGAGUCUAUUAUGAAAAAAGCUGGCGUUCCAUUCAAAGAAACAAUCCGUUCGGUUAACUCCGCCCCUAGCAAGCCAAUCGCCGAGAGCAAUGAAAACUCAGAAACUUCUAUCCGCGCAGGGAAUCCUGAGGUGCAUCAUCAAGAUAGACACGUGUCAAGGAAAACGUGGGAUGGGCCAGUGGAGAGCGCUCUUCCAACUGUGGUUGAAGCCUCUCGUAGACCUCCUAAAGAGUCUCUCGCUUCACGCCAAUUCAACUCGGAAAAGCAGACUUCUUCGAUCGAAGAAUCAACGUCACAGCGAUUGGCCAUUAAUGCGGCCUAUGAGCCUCAAAAGGUUCAGGCUCCCGCUAUGCCAUCGCCUAAGGGAGCGAGUGCUCCAUCGGACGUGAAUAAUGAUGGCUAU